This is a messenger RNA of Cololabis saira (Pacific saury), 2752 nucleotides long. Its product is annotated as kelch-like protein 33. Gene Ontology annotation, molecular function: protein binding. The coding region runs from base 119 to 2338 and encodes 739 amino acids. Lineage: Eukaryota; Metazoa; Chordata; Actinopteri; Beloniformes; Belonidae. The record is from RefSeq and is a predicted model, not a curated record. The transcript has 7 exons.
UGCACACCGUGCCAUUGUGCUCUGCUCUCUGGUUGAAGUCACUCGUCAUGCCCACGCAGGGAAGAGCCAGGUGAACCAAGGGCCAGUUGAGGAGGAAAAACGAGGUGGACUGAGAAAUAUGGGUGAUGCUCGGCAAAAAGGAAGACUUGAAGCGCGCCCCGAAAACAAAAAGCGUGGCAAAGAAUCAGAGCAUUCCUACCAUUCAUUACCUCUUUACAAAGAAUCUGGUUUUUGCUCCUACGUCCUACCGUCACACGCCAAAACCCUCUUCGCUCACUUAUACAGACUUAAAGAGGAAGAGUUACUCCUGGACUGCACUUUAGUUAUCCAAGGAAACACCCUCCGAGCCCACAGACUCGUGCUGGCAGCUGCCUGUCGAACCCCAGGGUUAUUUUUGGGACCAAAACAAAAGCACGGGUCUGGACUGGAAGAAUUAUCUCGCCGUUUGACCCCAAUCGGGUUCAGGGCCGUUCUGGAGUUUGCAUAUUGUGGACAUGUGGCCCUGGACUUGAGGAAAGAGGGGGAAAUGGAGGAGGUGCUGAAUGCGUGUCAAUGUCUGAGGAUGGAGAGGUUGAGGGAGAAAUACAUGUCAAGAGCUACAACCGCCGCUGCGGUGGAGACAGAAAAGAGCCUGGCCUCCAUCAGGGACAUGAGGGAGAAAGGAAUAGGGUGCGACGUCACCAUCCAAGCGGAAACUGGAGAGAGAUACUCAGCUCACCGUCUGCUGUUGGCAGCUGGUGGGGACUAUUUCCGGGCACUUCUUUGCGGAGGUUUACGGGAGAGUAGAGAGGACGUAGUGUGCCUGCGAGGUGUGCCAUCCUGGGUGAUUGAAUCCAUCCUCCAUUUCUUCUACACGGGACAGCUCAGGCUGAGCUGGAGUCAGAUAUGGGAAGUGACAGCUGCAGCGCUUCAGUUCCAGCUGGAGGGGGCGCUUUCACUCUGCAUCCACUUUCUGCGGGACAGGAUGGGGGAAAGCACCUGUCUGGAAAUUCUGGUCUUGGCUGAGACUUAUGGACUAGUGCAACUCGGGGAGGCCGCAGAGGAGUAUGCUCUUGCCCACUUCCAGGAUAUUUCCACUGGGGAAUGGUUCAAAGAUGUCCCAUUCCUGCUCCUGGACAGGCUGCUUGAGAAGGACUCUUUAUGUGUUGACGGAGAGAUUGUGGUGUUCAGGUCAAUAGUGCAAUGGGUAGCGGACCACCCAAACGUGCGACUCCCACAUCUGUCCAGCCUGCUCUGCCGGGUUCGUAUCACACUGCUCAGCAUCUCUGAGCUGCAGGAGGCGCUUAGCUGUAGCCUCUUAUACAGGAGUUCUGAAGCUAAGGACACAGUGCGAGCUCUUCAAAGCCUCUUGGAAGGGGAUUAUAGGGGACCUGAAAGUCGACCUCGCACCCCAAACCAGGUUCUGGUUUUGGUUGGCGGAGAUACUGUUGAUGACGAUUUCAUGAAGAGGGUUCCUAGCCAGACCUUGUGGUUCGCUCAGAGGUUCCAUCGUGGGCCCGACCUAAUAAGAAGCAUAGAGUGGAAACCAUUGACAAAGUUGCCUGAACCAGCUCGGUUCAGGCAUUCUGUCUGUCUCCUAAACAACAAGUUGUAUGUCCUGGGAGGACGCAAGUAUUACGGAUCACUGGAUAUCCUGAAGUCCGUUGUAAGAUUUGACGUGAUGCAGCGUAAAUGGGAACGACUUCCCGACAUGUUGUCCCAGAGGGAUUACUUUUCCGCUGUGUGCCUGGACGGGAAGAUUUUUGCUAUUGGUGGAAACUGUGAUGACCACCGAUAUCUGGAUGCAGUGGAGUGCUACAGUCCUGAGGACAAGACCUGGAGGCUGGCUCACCCUGUGGACACUGCUGUCUGUGGCCACGCUGCUGCUGUACUGGAUGGGCAGAUCUUCAUAUCAGGUGGCUGUGACUCCAAUCACCGUUGCCUCUCCUCCAUGUGGAGCUAUCAUCCUUUCCACGGCUGCAUUCCCAGAGCCCCAAUGAGUGUGGGAGCAGGACGUGCAGGCCACGUCAUGUUAGCUUCCGGCGGCAAGUUGGUGGUAGCUGGAGGGCUACAGCCGCUCUGGAUGGGCUUUGGAGACCAACUCCUCUGCGAGUUCUAUGAUCCAGGAUCCGACUCAUGGUCCUGUUUUCCCAUCCUGCCUCGACCCCAUCUGUCUCCAGGGGCAACUGUACUUGGUGGACGGUUGUAUGUGGCAGGGGGGUCUUCAGCAAGCACAGCCAGGGAUACCAAGUGGGUGCAUUGCUAUGACCCCAAGAAAGACUGCUGGGAAAACUUGGGUGCCAUGCCGUUCCCAUACACUGACCUGGCAAUUUGCUCUUUACCACUCCCUAACCCCUAAUCUGAUUUGCAUUACAUGGCACAGGCAUAAGUCCACAGUCUGGACAGAUUUUUCUAUUUGGCCAAACUUUUCCAAAGCUGUUUAGCCAUUCCAGUUACCAGCCCUCCAAGUGAGAGGGUUUUGUUAUUAAUACUAUGUGAAAACAGCAGAUGAAGCUUCAUCUGUCAUGCAUCUAUGCCCUUAUUAUGAUUUAAAAAAUGAAACUGUGACUAAGUACUCAGUUGACAUGUAUUAAAUUUACAGGUUCCUUAGUGAGUUGUCCUAUAUGAGUAUUACACAACCACUGGAAAGAGUAAAAGUUUACUCUAGCCCAGUGGUUUUCAAUCUAUUUUCAACCUGCUAGCUGAGUAAACAAGUUUAAUGCAGGUUUCUUCCCUGUCACACUCAACAUUAGCAGGACAGACUGAACUGGAA